Sinocyclocheilus grahami is the source of this 1515-nucleotide messenger RNA. RefSeq names its product telomeric repeat binding factor (NIMA-interacting) 1. Gene Ontology annotation, biological process: negative regulation of DNA replication; negative regulation of telomeric D-loop disassembly; telomere maintenance via telomerase. Gene Ontology annotation, cellular component: chromosome, telomeric region; nuclear telomere cap complex; nucleus. The transcript is spliced from 10 exons. The record is from RefSeq and is a predicted model, not a curated record. The coding region runs from base 51 to 1169 and encodes 372 amino acids. Lineage: Eukaryota; Metazoa; Chordata; Actinopteri; Cypriniformes; Cyprinidae. Gene Ontology annotation, molecular function: ankyrin repeat binding; DNA binding, bending; microtubule binding.
CCGCACUACACAGUCAGCGCCCGGCGGGAACGUUUGUUUUCAACAUCAACAUGGAAAUGGAGGGAUCGUCAAAUGAGAUAAUAUCCAGCACGACUGAUACAAUCGAUUUAACUGAAGUCGAGGGUGUUGUCCAGUCAUGGGUGAUCGAUUAUUACUUCGCGUCACUAUGUCGGCUCUUCAGAGACAGAUCUGCGUUGGAGUUUCGUAAAACUUUGAAACUAUUUGAAAGUAUAGUGGAUGAUCUUGAGUCGUGUUGCCUCAGGUCAGAUCAUCCCACUCAGAGAACGAUCUGCUGCUUCCUUGCCAGAGCGAUGGACGGGGAAGACCUGGACGUCCGUUAUGAUCACGUUGCUCGAAUCACUCCCUUGAUGUCAGCGCUGCCGAUUUGGGAGUCAUUAAAAGAAGUGUCUGAUUCAGACUUGCAUGCUAAGAUCAAGACGCUACUGAUUGUUCAGUCUGUCGCUGUGUGUGUGAAGAAAGGAAAUUCACAGUUGGCAAAGGAAACCCUGCAGUGGCUGGAAAAAGAGACUGAGAUACCAGCGAAGCUGCAAGGAAAGCUGACCACCAUUGUGAGUAAGAAGGAUGCAUACGAUCAGCUCCUGAUGAACUUCACUUUCAACCAGCUGUUGGAGAACGUCGACACAUUCCUCAACACGUUCAGCCAGGAACGGUCCUCUGUUUUCUUACUCGAAGCAGCAUUAAAAGUGGUUCAAGCCCGUCAUGAGAGGUCAGAGAAAACCUCAUCUGAACAGGAUGGAAGUGAAAGGACUCCAUCCAGCCCAGAGUCAAACAAACCAGAAGAAAAUGAGGUGCAGGUGGAUCCACUGGUGUUAAAUAUAAGACCCAAAAGGAAACUUCUUUCAAAACAAAUUCAUGACCUGUGGAAACCUGAAACUGCCAAGAAAGAGCAAACCACACGCAAGAGAACCUCCAUUUGCAAGAUUUCCAGGAGAAGUAGUGUCUCUUCAGAAUUACAAAGCAAUGUUAGUGUGACAAGCCAACUCAGGAGGAAAUGGACUGCAGAAGAAGAUCGGAAGCUGAAAGCAGGUGUGAGGAAGUAUGGGGAGGGCAAAUGGAGAAUGAUCCUGAAUGACUUUGAGUUUGACAACCGCACCGGUGUAAAUCUUAAGGACAGAUGGAGAAUCCUGAAGAAAAUGGAAGACUACUGAGCUGCUGGCGGCUUCUGCUUUUAGUAUUUAAAGAUCUUUCGAAUUUAAGGUUUCAGUAUUUAAGCUGUUCUGAUGUCAGACACUUUUUGAAGAUAUAUUCCUGACAGUGUGUCAGGUUUCUCUGUUUUUUCUUUUUUGGUGAAAUUUACAUAAUCCGUUUCAAGAAAUUGAACUGAAAGUUCUAUUGUUAUGCAUGUAAUUUCACAAAAUAAGUUUGGAAGUCCAUUUUGUAAAUUGAAAGUAAACUAUUUAGCAGAAGUAUCGCUGCUGAAAAAACAAAUUAAAAAGCUUUCUGUUGCUGUUUGUUAGAACUGACCACAUUUUUCCACUAGGAGUUGCAAGUGAG